AUGUUUAAUAAUACACAAAACGAUCUUUCUUUUCGUGGACUUGUGACAAAUAUGCAGUACUUUCUUUUUAUGGAGUUUUAUUCUGAAGUUGGUACAGUAUUGUCGUUUAUUGGCAUCGUCUCAAACAUCAUCAACAUUAGAAUUUUCUGUGCAAUGGGUUUGGCUGAUGGAAUCACCGUUUCUUUCCUUUGUUUAUCGAUUUUCGACUUAGCCUAUCUCAUCAUAUCGUUUGCACUAGGAAUUUCGAUAGUUCUAGGCGUUAUAGAACAUCGAACACCUAAGGCUUUUUUCAUCAAACCUCAAGGAGUUAGUAUAAUUCUAACUAACUUCAUGGUGCUUGUCAACAUUAUCAAUGUUCUGACAACGACAUUUUUAGCAGUGGCCCGAUGUAUGUGUGUUGCCAAACCUUUGCAGUUCAAGAACUGGUUUAGUAAAACAAUAACGCUUGCAUUCAUUGGUUCAUUUAUUGUUGUUUCAGUGGUUAGCUAUGCGCCUGUUAUUGCCAGUUUAGGCUUUAAAACACAGUUUGACAUUGGGAAAAAUAUUACUAGACCAAUUCUAUGGGUGUCUCCCAAACGGGACUCAAUCAAAGUGAUUACUUGGAUAAUAUUAAACUUGAUAUUGCCAUUUACUACACAGUUCAUUAUUGUCGUGUGUAUAGUGAUUAUGGCCAACAGUCUUCGAGUCUCGUCCAGAUUUAGACAGUCUGCUGUAUCGAUGUCUGUUGCGGACAAAAAGGGAAAUGAUAUACUCUCCAGCAAAUCGACUGUGCCUACAGAUAAAUUAAGUGGAAAAGAUAUACUUGUGGUUCAGCAAGUAGUCCUUAUAUCUGUGGUGUACAUCAUUUGCAACACGCCAAAGAUGAUAAUCAGUGUGGCUGCUAUCACUGUACCAGGGUUUACUAUUGGUCAAAGGUACAGUAACUUGUACCUGAGCGUCAACACUCUUAGAUACCAGUUUGAGAUUUUUAAUUCUUCAGUUAAUACAUUUAUCUACUACAGAUACAAUACUAAGUUCCGGGAACUACUGCUGACGUGCUUCAAGUAA
Molecule: messenger RNA, 1047 nt
Organism: Candidula unifasciata
Lineage: Eukaryota; Metazoa; Mollusca; Gastropoda; Stylommatophora; Geomitridae
Source: the annotation of a GenBank genome assembly